Tuber melanosporum (Perigord truffle) is the source of this 3733-nucleotide messenger RNA. RefSeq lists its product as uncharacterized. Lineage: Eukaryota; Fungi; Ascomycota; Pezizomycetes; Pezizales; Tuberaceae. The record is from RefSeq and is a predicted model, not a curated record. The transcript is spliced from 3 exons. The coding region runs from base 140 to 3733 and encodes 1197 amino acids.
CACGGGCCGUCUCUCCAUCCACCUAAUCUAAUUUCGAGCUAACACACUGAGCACCCCAAGGGGGAAGAAAGCUUUGGGUCCCCCCACACACAACAAACAUCAUCAAAACAAACAUUGUAUCUACGGAUAGAGCCCAAAUAUGAGACUCCGCCUGUUCAUCCAGCGGAAUCGCCUCCCAUCAACAAAGAUAUGGUGGGACACGUCCUCCUUUGAACCCGGCGACGACCACAACGUCAGCACACUCCUAUCGCGGGUGACUCAGAUUGUGCCGAUGGAGUCGGGGGGUUGGGGAUUGGAGGAUUAUGCGGUUGAAGUGGAUGGCUUUGAGGUCUUGCAUUUUCAGGAGGUGGCGAGAGUUAUCCGGGAAGGGGAUCAGGUUGUUAUUCGCCCAUUGACAACAACAGAGAUUCGACAGAGAAGCGCUAGUGGGCGACGACAGAUUAGUACUUCUGGGCGGAAACUGCUGGAUGGGACACCGUUUGGGAGACCGAUGGUUACAACUAGGCCUGCCCCUGACAGGCCUAGGCUUUCGAUCCCGCCUAUGAAGAGGGCGAAGACUGGCUGCGAUGUUGACUAUUCUACGCUUGUACAGGUUGGGAGUGACCACGAAGACGAGAGUUAUGAGGAAUGCGAUGAAGAACAAGAUGUCUCUGAAAUAGGCGACGGCGACGACGGUGAGGCUGUUGGAGCUAAUAUGGUGGCUGAAGUUGAAGCCUGUGCGGAAUUAGAUGAAGCAGAAGAAUCUGGUGAGGAGGGAGAAGAUGAUAUUGACGGAGCGGAUUUUGAGGAACUCUCUCGAGACUAUGAGAACCCCCUCAUGGAUUACUUCGAUUGCGAUGAAGUUGCAUCCUCCCAGGUUACUUUCUUCGAGCAUCCAUCUCAAUUGAAAGCGAUUUGCGGGGCUCGAGAUACUCAAUCUUUGCAAGGACAAAAUGGAAGCCUAGGAGAGGAUAAAUCCGACGAUGGCGAUAGUUACACCGAUAGCGAUAGCUCUCAGUAUCGGGAUAGUGAUCUGUCUGACGUGGAUGAUAGUUCCGACAAAUUUGUAUGCGGUGAUGAAAGCAUGGAGGUGGGUAUUGUGGGUCGGACGGGCAACCUUUUCCUCCCGGACUAUUUUCAUUCGGCUGCAAGUGCGGCCGGUGGUGCUGUUGAUUCACCAACGUUGCCUCAACUUUAUCAAUCCGAGGACACGUCAGAAGAAGCGGGGGGAGAUGAGAGGGAGCGCGAAUUAGAGCAUCCUAAUCUCAGCAAACCUUCCGUGCCUGCCGGACCGGAAUUAGAUGAAGAUUCUCGUAGUAGCUCAGAGGAUUCAUAUAGUUCUUCCGAUUCAGAGGAAUCUGGUGAAUCUGAGAAAGGAGCAGUACCAAAAGACAAGAGGUGUGUUAAGAGUGCUAGCCAAAGCAAGGCCCCGAGUACUUCACAGGUACCUCUGCCCUCCAGGGUGACAUCGUUUCCAAUUGAGCAAUCCAAAAAACUUGCCGUUGCCCCAGGGACUCUACCGCAUCAAGGGAAUCCCGGAACCAAAGCGAGGAAUGAGCGCAAGAGGCAGAGACGUAAGAACAGGCGUUUGCUCGCUGAGCUUGUUAAUACUGGCCUUUUACCAAAAGAAUCUACCAUUGAUGAUUUGAAGACACAUCGGGACAAACAUCUUAAAAAUGCAGAUGAGCAAUUGAGGCACAACAAUGAGCACCCUCUCGAAGGUAGUGGUGAAAAGCAAACUAUUUUUGAUCUAUCAGAAGAACGAGUUGCCGAGGAGCCCACCCGAGAUCUCGCUGGCCAUGCUUUACAGAAGGCUCGGCAGGCGCAGCAGUCAGAUGACUUACUGUGCAAGGGGGCCAGGGGCAAGAGCUGGCGCAGAAGAGGUAGGAGGGCUUUUCUCAAAGCUAAGAAGAGGGAGAGCAUUCCUGCAGAUUGGGAUUUCAGCCGGUGGUUGACGGAACGUGAAAAAAAAGUAGGGGUGGAAGACCAACCUAAUAACAUUGACGUUGGGGAGGAUGCGGAUGGCGAUGUGUCUAUAGUAUCCAUUGGCAAGCCUGCAACGCUAAGUUCCAAGACACCCUCCAAACAAAUCGGGAUUAGUCUCUCACACGAUCGGCCUCCUCCUCCACCUCCACAUCAGGAUCCCCUCAUCUCUGCUCAAGAGAGUAGUCGCCCACAAGGUCCACGCAAAAUUAUCUAUGAUAAAGAUGGGGCCCCUAAUCCAGUCUAUGCGGGAUUUGAUGAGCAACGAUACGGAGUAGAAGACCCAGAGGCAUGGCGGCGCAAGAUCGUGUUGAGCGCUGUGGAAUGUGAGCAAGAGGGGGUAGAGAUCCCAGCUCCUGGGUUCCCAUUCAAGCAACCGACUUACCAACCAGGCUUUCGAUGGGAGGCUAGUGGGAACAAUAAGAGGAAGAGAAGCAGUAGCGUGAAGAAGGGAAAGCGGGGACAGCGAGGUAAGGAGAACUUCAGUUUUGAUUAUGGCUGUCGAGGCUACCAAGAUCUUGGAUAUGGAGACUGGGAUGGCCAAGAUUACUAUGACGACAGGACUGUGGCUCCCACCCCUGCGGAGGGCAAAGCUACAGACGGGGCCGAGGUUGACCUAGUUGAUGAUCUCCCACCACUGCCAGAGAAUGUUGCGUCAUUAUAUCCACUCACGAAAUCAGUUCUUCCUGGCACUAUUGUCGCAUUUAAACAAUUGAUGUUGACUGAAGAUUACACCCCAAUCAUAGCGGAUUAUCGGACUGCUAUUGUGCAAGCUGUGCAUGUGCAGGAAAAAGAUGGACCAGCUUUAGAGCUGCGGUUGGCGGUAAGGGAUAGACCAAAGCGCCGGAUUGAUCCCGAAACUGGCGAGAGAAUUCUGCGCAAGUUUGAGAUGCUAGGUGAUGAGAAUGAGGAGGAGGGGUUUCUUAGUUUGAUGUUUGGGCAGUUGUUGGAAGCCAAAGUCGUCAAGCUCCCGGUGGGCGCAGGCCCCGGUCAGAGUGUGGAUGGUGAUGCAGGUGGGGGUAUUGGUGAAGGUGGAGGCACGCAAGAGGGCAGUCCAGGUGAUCAGAGAAACGAUGGCAAUGUAAACCACGAUAUGUCUGAAGCGACCGAUAGCUACCCUCAUAAUAUUCAGGUGAACGCUACUCUCUCCGAUGGACUUGCGCCACCUCCGGAAGAGGGAUCUCAAGACCAAGAGCAGGACCUCGAACUCGAACUAGGGCCAGAGAUGCAAGCCGCUCAACCGCAAGAGAGCUUAAAAUCUCCCAGUCCAGUUGACGGUAUUCUCGGCACCGGGGUGCCGUUGUCUAGUGCACCGACAUCACAAGCUGAAGCUUCUGUUCCGCCUGCUGUUGACAACGAGGACAGUGACCCAUCCUACGAGCCAGAUUCGGUCAGUGACUCAGACGGCCUAGAAACUCUUGAGAGCAUGUUCGCCUCCUCGCAGAGGAUUAAGCCGGAGCCUUCCAGCCAGAGGUCCCCCGUCUUACCACCACUACCAGUAUUCUCGCCUUCGGGUACAGGUGUCGAGGAGGACGACGAGCAGUCCCAGAGACAGAUACAAGAGGAAGCAACAAACGAGAAGCGUACGGCCCUCGAAGCAACUAGGAGGACAAAGGCCUCAAAUAGUGCUAAGAUCACCAAUUCCGGGGUGCAAAUUAUUGACCUGACGGAGACAAGCGACCCAAUUGUCAUGCAUGAUGAUCCUAGAACGGACGAGGGCGGUCGCAGUAGUGAGGUUAGGGGGAAGCAAUGGCGGGCAGUCAAGGGAUAA